This is a messenger RNA of Onychostoma macrolepis, 2147 nucleotides long. RefSeq names its product zona pellucida-like domain-containing protein 1. The transcript is spliced from 11 exons. The record is from RefSeq and is a predicted model, not a curated record. Gene Ontology annotation, cellular component: cell surface. NCBI's taxonomy places the organism in Eukaryota, Metazoa, Chordata, Actinopteri, Cypriniformes, Cyprinidae. The coding region runs from base 145 to 1380 and encodes 411 amino acids.
AAACAGUUCCGAUCAGUUUCAUGAACUCCAUCUCUACAUAGUUUCAAUGGGUGUGCGAUUGCCACGACCCGACACGACUCUUUCUAGAUCCAAGCAAAACGUCCCGCUGUCAGACGAAACAAACGCAGUUGCUCUGUAGCAGGAAUGAUGCUGUGGCUCUGCUUCUGUGCACUGGCUCUCGUCCUGCAGCCGGUUCACUCGGCCUAUAACUGCUCCGCAGUGUUUAACAGGGUCCCAGACAACAAUGAUCUGAUGGUAGACUGUGGCGCCAACAUGAUCACUCUGGAGGUAAACCUGUGCACCGCUGAGUGGGCAGGCUUUGACCCCAACGGCCUGGCCCUGAACGGGGAGCGCAGUAAUGCCCAGUGCAAGGGCAUCAUUGAUAUCACUGUCAACCCACCUGUCGUCCGCUACCAUCUGCCAGUCAACCACAGCCAGGAGAACCCAUGUAGACAGUCUCUGCAGAUUGUGGAUGAGGUGCCCAGCUCCUCUGGUCCAUUCAGCAUGUUCUCCAGCAUUCAGUCCGUCAUUAUCACAGGAUACAUUGAUACGCCCAGCUCCUCAGAGGGCGUCAUCAGUUACUCCACAGACCUCUACUACCACUUCUCUUGCCGUUACCCGCUGGAAUAUCUCAUCAACAACACUCAGAUUGUAGCGUCAUCAGUGUCAGUGGCCACUAGAGACAACAAUGGUACUUUCAUUGACACUCUCAGCAUGGGAGUCUUCAAUAACACAUAUUUUAAUAGCCCAUUGGUGGUUCCGCCUACUGGAUUGGAGCUGCGCAGUAAAGUCUAUGUUGAAGUAAAAGCUGCCAAUCUCACUGGAAAUUUUCAUCUUUUGCUGGACCACUGUUUUGCAACCCCAUCACCUUAUAAUCACACCAACCACAAACAGCACAGCUUUUUCACAGGAUGCGUGGUAGAGAACCGGACAACAGUGCUUUAUAAUGGCCGCUCCAAAUUUUCCAGAUUUUCAUUUGAAGCCUUCCGCUUUGUGGAGCACCGUAAUCAAGAAAUGUCUACUCUAUACCUGCACUGCAUACUGCGACUCUGUGAACCGAACAAGUGCCAAGAACUUCUUGAUUCUUGCAACUCUACCAGAACACGAAGGCGAAGGGCCCUAGAACCUUAUGGAUCGCCAGCUAAAGAUUCUGCCACAGUGUCUGUGGGUCCUCUGUACACCGCAGCCCUGAAGAAUGAUGUUCCCUCUGCAUUGGCCUCUGGAGGCAGUGAGCCGUUAAACAGGGACAAUAUGAACCUGGCUGGAGUGGUGGUGGGGGUCAUUUUUGCCACCGGAGGUGCUGUGUUGCUGGUUAUGGCUGGAUGGUUUGUGCUGAAGAGGUUUUGCUGGGCCGGUGCUCUGCCUCGGGCUUUCCACUAAGAGAUCCAUCAACUCACCAUCUGUUUUGCGUUGAAUGAAGCUUAAUUUGAUAUACCGAUAAGACGUCUGAUCACAUCACAGCAUCUGCACAAACCAGCAAAGAACCGCUUUGCAUAAUGCCUAUUUAACAUAUUUUAAUCUAUUUAGACAGCACUGUGUAGUCUAGUCAUCAUGCGCUUGGAAGAAAACUCAAAUGCUUAAUUCUCUCAUGUAAAUGCAAAUACUGCUAUUGACAUUGUUUCAUAUGUUUUAAAUGUAUGUUAGCUGAAUUAUACUGUAAGAGGUAUGUAGGCACAGCUGAAUUAUUGAGAGGAACAAACUGUGGAUGAAAUCCUUUUGUAAUAUUUUGAUUACACAUUGCUUCUUCUACACAUUAGCUCAGGGGUUUUCAAACUUUUUGAUGCCAGGACCUAGAUCGAAAGACCCUCUUCUUGAAAUAUAAAGGCAGCUAUAUUUUAUCAUGUAUAAAGAACCAUUUAUAUUGUGUGAGAAAUAUUAAGUUUGAUAUUAUAAAGACGAUGUUGUUUUCCAACAAUUAAAUAAUUGGCUUUUAGUUUGACUGUAUUAUAAGCAAAGUAAAUUUUCAAAUAAUAUCUGGAAAGUUUUCUACUGACUAUUAGAGAAGAAUUUAGUAUAAAAUAUUAUUUUUAAUUAAAUUAAAAUGUAUUUGUAAAAAGCUUUUUAUAUUUUGUGUUAAAAAUGAUUGCAUUUCAAAAACAAGUUUAACUUUGACAGCCCUAAAAAAAAUAUUUCAAAAAGUCUUCUGU